Wallemia mellicola CBS 633.66 is the source of this 1399-nucleotide messenger RNA. RefSeq names its product Mg-dependent DNase. The transcript is spliced from 5 exons. The record is from RefSeq and is a predicted model, not a curated record. Gene Ontology annotation, molecular function: 3'-5'-DNA exonuclease activity. Gene Ontology annotation, cellular component: cytosol. The coding region runs from base 442 to 1362 and encodes 306 amino acids. Lineage: Eukaryota; Fungi; Basidiomycota; Wallemiomycetes; Wallemiales; Wallemiaceae.
CCUAAUUUCAUCAUCGUUGUCGUAGCAUUCUCCUCUGUCUCUCUCGCGAUACGUAAGGCAUUUCUAGUACUAUCCUUUGAAUCCUCUUUAACAUAUCUUGUUUGUUGUUUAAUAGCUUCGACUUCCUCCUCUUCGUUAGCUACACCGCCUCCCUCGCCUUCCUCAUCUAUACCCUCAUAAGCUGAUUGAUUGAUUCCACCGCCGUAAUUUCUAGCAGAUCUAGGUGCACCACUGAAUAAUUCAUUCCUCGCUGUGUCAUUGCCAUCAUCUACUGUGGUAUAACUUGGUGGACGUUGACCAUACACGCUAGAUUGAUCAUCUUGCUGUGCAUUAGCAUCUCCACCUAGUAAUUCAUUCCUCAUUCUAUCAUCAGCGGUCUGUGGGAUAUGCUUUUGAGCUGAACGUUUAAACCAUGACAUCUUGAUAGUCGACAGUCAAGAGAUGAGACUGCAGUUUAUUGAUAUCGCUCUCAAUCUCACUGAUAGCAUGUUUAGAGGUGUAUAUCGUUCACCCAAACAAACCCACCCAGAUGACCUAAAGAAUGUAUUAGAUAGGGCGAGAGACGUUGGCGUUGUAUCUGCUAUUCUCACAGGUGGUAGUCUCUCUGAAAGCAAGGAGGUUCAUGCCUUAGCGGAGGAGUUGGAUGGCUUCUAUUCUACUGCUGGAUUACAUCCUACUCGAUCUAAUGAAUUUAAUGAGUCUUUUAUCAAUGAUUUAGAAGCUUUUAUAAAAGCUAAUAGAUUUCCGGGAACUUCAAACGGUAGAGUUGUCGCACUCGGAGAAUGUGGAUUAGACUGGGAUAGACUGCAUUUUAGUGACAAACCAACUCAGAUAAAAGCAUUCACUGAACAACUCAAGCUCGCUCAAAAGUUGAACAUACCACUCUUUUUACAUUCAAGAAACUGUCAUGACGAUCUAGUCCAAACUAUCAAAUCAGCAUGUGGUGACAACUUACCUAAAGGAUGUGUACACAGCUUCACAGGAAGCAUUGAUGAAAUGCAAGAAUUGGUUUCUCUUGGUUUCUACAUCGGUUUAAAUGGAUGUAGUCUCAAAACGGAAGAUAACUUGGAUGUAGCUAAAGCUAUUCCUCUUGAUAGACUCAUGGUCGAGACUGAUGCACCAUGGUGUUCAGUCACCUCAACUCACGCGUCAUAUCCACACCUUGAAACACUUCCAGAUGAAUACAAAUUACCACCUGCGGUCAAGAAAGAAAAAUGGUCGGCGAAUGCACCUGUGAAGAGUAGGAAUGAACCCGGUUUUACUCCUGCUAUUGCACACAUCAUUGCAUCCGCUAAAAAUGUUCCACUUGAUACUGUUGCUGAAGUUGCUUAUCGCAACACUCGCGAGCUGUUCCAGUUAUGAUGUGUUUGUAUAUUUAUUACAAUAAUAGAAUGGCAUU